AUGGCAACUACCGAUGUAGCCGCACGAAAUGUUCCCCCAGUCGACGAUUUGGAUGACAGCUUAUUCGACUACGACGUUGGUGAUGUAUUUCGCGAUGUCGACACUAACAUGGAUGUGCCUGCCGCAAGAGCAGACGAAAAGGAGAAUGGCGCAGGUCUGGGCAUCGACGAAGAGAUCAAAGUGACCAAAAAGAGGGCUCCUGUACCGAAAUUGGACGAAAAUAGGCUCCUGUCACCUGCUGGUAUCCCAAAGCUACGGAGAAUUGCGAAAGAGCGAUUGAAGUUCAAAGGGAAAGGGCACGAAUACUCUGAUAUGGCUCGACUGCUGAAUAUGUAUCAGUUGUGGCUAGAUGAACUAUAUCCUCGAGCGAAAUUCGCAGACGGACUUGCCAUCAUUGAAAAGCUUGGCCACACAAAACGAAUGCAAACAAUGAGGCGAGAGUGGAUCAAUGAAGGGAAACCACAGGACAGCUUGGAUAGCUUAGGAGAAGGCACAGAAGAGCUGGCAGGCGAACAAAGAAGCUCGAAAGCGGGACAGCAACAAUACUGGGAGGUCAAGUCAAGGGAAAGGCCGAGAACGCCUGUUGCAGUUGUGGGAGAUGACAAUGAUAUCCACGCAGCCACACCAACAUUUCCUCGAGACGAUGGGAAGACGGAACGCGAUGGUGACACGGAAAAUUUGUUUUUGGAAGAUUCAACGAAGACUGUUCCAAUACUAGGGCAAGAAUCCAGAAGCCCAACAAGGGAGGAGAAUUUUGCCGAUGAUGAGGAUGCACUAUUAGCUCUCAACGAUGUGUGGUGA
Molecule: messenger RNA, 801 nt
Organism: Letharia lupina
Lineage: Eukaryota; Fungi; Ascomycota; Lecanoromycetes; Lecanorales; Parmeliaceae
Exons: 3
Coding region: 1-801 (266 amino acids)
Biological process (GO): DNA replication checkpoint signaling; replication fork arrest; DNA damage response
Cellular component (GO): replication fork protection complex; nucleus
Molecular function (GO): DNA binding
Source: RefSeq, a predicted model, not a curated record